Lachnellula hyalina is the source of this 1461-nucleotide messenger RNA. It is a transcript of the gene erg-6, whose product is annotated as putative squalene synthase. Gene Ontology annotation, molecular function: squalene synthase [NAD(P)H] activity. Bases 1 to 1461 code for a protein of 486 amino acids. The transcript has 4 exons. Gene Ontology annotation, biological process: ergosterol biosynthetic process; farnesyl diphosphate metabolic process. The record is from RefSeq and is a predicted model, not a curated record. Gene Ontology annotation, cellular component: endoplasmic reticulum membrane. Lineage: Eukaryota; Fungi; Ascomycota; Leotiomycetes; Helotiales; Lachnaceae.
AUGGUCAAAAUCAACGACCUCUUGUACCUUGCGGUCCAUCCAAACCAGUUGAGAUCCAUAAUCCAAUGGAAGCUAUGGCAUGAUCCAGUAAACAGUCGCGACCCCGAUAAGGAAACAGAAAAUCUCAAACAAUGCUUCUACUACCUCAACAUGACAAGUCGAAGCUUCAGCUCCGUCAUCCAAGAGCUCAAUCCUGAACUACUCGUCCCAGUCGCCAUCUUCUACCUCGUCCUUCGCGGUCUCGAUACAAUCGAAGAUGACAUGACUAUCCCACUACCAAAGAAGGAGCCGCUGCUACGCGAUUUCGAUAAGAUUAUGUUCCAAGACGGCUGGAAUUUUAAUGGCAACGGCCCUGAUGAGAAGGAUCGCGAACUACUUGUCCACUUUGACGUCGUUAUUGCUGAGUUCAAACUGAUCAAGCCUGUCUACCAGAAGAUCAUCUUAGACAUAACCAAGAAGAUGGGCGAUGGAAUGGCGGAUUACGCAAACAACGCCGAGUUCAACGAAAAUGGUGUGGAUACUAUAAAGGACUACGAAUUGUAUUGCCAUUAUGUUGCGGGAUUGGUCGGUGAGGGUUGUACGAGGCUGUUUGUCGAAAGCAAACUGGCGAAUGCCGCCCUUCUCCAGCGCCCAGAGCUGUCAGAAUCUAUGGGUCAAUUCUUGCAGAAGACAAAUAUCAUCCGUGAUCUCCAAGAAGACUAUCACGACAAGAGACGCUUUUACCCCAAGGAAAUCUGGUCCAAACAUGUCACCAACUUCGAGGACCUAUUCAAUCCCAAGAACGUAAAGGCAGCGUUAAAUUGUACAUCAGAGAUGGUACUCAACGCGAUUCAAAAAGCCGAUGAGUGCCUCUUCUACAUGGCGGGAAUCAAAGAUCAAUCAGUAUUCAACUUUGUUGCUAUCCCUCAAGUCAUGGCGAUUGCGACACUUGAAUUGGUCUUUCAGAAUCCCAAGGUGUUUACGGGAGUUGUCAAGAUUACAAAGGGAGAUGCUUGUCAAUUGAUGAUAGAGGCCUCACAGAACCUACGAACUGUUUGCGAUGUCUUCAAGAGAUAUGCGCGGAGGAUCAGCAAGAAGAACAACCCAACAGAUCCAAAUUUCCUCGAGAUCAGCAUCGCGUGUGGAAAGAUCGAGCAAUUCAUCGAAUCUAUCUACCCAACGCAAGACCCCAAGGCUCUAACUAGGCAAUACAAUAAUGAGGAAGAGAUUGCUACUCCCGCGGAUGCAAAGGUGCAGGCUGAGCAUGAGGAGGCGAAGAAAGAUAUAUUGUAUCUCUUAAUCGCAGUCAUGUGCACCCUUUUUGUGAUUUCAACAGCAAUGAUCGGCAUCGCAUGGCUCGCCGGAGCACGUUUCGAUAUCGCAUUCAACGAGCUCCGAAAUGGGAAUUUCUUCCCAAAAUACCAACAAGGCGGCGAGGUAGCUGAAGCCAUUGUACAGCAACACGACCACAUCGAGUUGUGA